Messenger RNA from Symbiodinium sp. CCMP2456, 237 nucleotides. NCBI's taxonomy places the organism in Eukaryota, Dinophyceae, Suessiales, Symbiodiniaceae. The record is from the annotation of a GenBank genome assembly.
AUGCCUUCCAACUGGCAGAGGUGGAAAAGGUCAAUGCCGCAGCUUCGUCAAGCCAAUUCGAUGCAAGCGCGGGCGAAGGCGGCGACGCAAGCGUUGCAGCAGCACGCCCCGAUCGGCAUCGCCACCGCCGCACGGCGCCGCAACAGGGAUGUGCCAUGGGCAAUGCGAAUGCCACGCAGCACGGCAGGCCCAGCAUCGAGGCCGGCUGACCUUCUGGCCGCUCGUAAAAUCAUUUGA